Messenger RNA from Mycena citricolor, 1155 nucleotides. The record is from the annotation of a GenBank genome assembly. NCBI's taxonomy places the organism in Eukaryota, Fungi, Basidiomycota, Agaricomycetes, Agaricales, Mycenaceae.
UUUUUCCUGUACCACCAUCUUGACCUCGGACGCAAGGUAUGUGUCUGCGCGUCCGAACCCCCAUCUCUUCCAGUGAUGAUCCAAAUCAUACCAUACUUUACCACAUUCCGAAACAUGCUGUGGAAUACUUUAUCGAUUUCAGCCUUGUCUGAACUUUUUUUCCCGUCUCGUCGUCGUCGUCGUCGUAUUGGGCAAGCUCGAGCUGACGCGCGUGUAUUUCAGGUUUCCUCUCAACGUCCGUGGCUCGCGUUCCGGUUUCCACAUGGACUGGUAAGCUGUGUUGCUUCUAGGCAGCGGUAGUAGUGAACCGUGUUUAUAAAUGCCUGUACUUGUCCUUCAUUUCUACAUGGCUUGCGGCAAGGCAAUGUGCCGUACGUAUCGCCGUGCUGCCACCGACGCGCUCCUACGUCCCCGUCAUUGUGCACUGGCAUACCUCCUUCGGAUCGCUCACACAUGCGUCAUACGAUCAUACUGAGGAAAGAAAUAAAAUGUGCUCUCCACGAGCACUGUCCUGCCCUGCCCUGGACUGGCUGUUCCUUACAUCGUCGCUUCGUCUCGUGCGAGGAAUCGUCUCGCGGAUGCGUGCGUACUGUACAGCAAGUGAAAGCUUCUCGGCAGUUCGACAUCUCGCGUUGAUACACUUCAAGCACGGUACGGUACAUACAUACAUACAUCCACAGCAGCGUCGACGAAACAGCGCCAUUGCACCCAUUCACACGCGCAUCGCAUAUUGCAGAGCGAUCUGUGCGACAUUGAGGCUACAAGCAGUGACCGAGUACACAGGCAGAUUUCGUACCUCGCAAACGAAAUCUCAGGCGUGAAGGAAUACCGCCGGCGCCGCGAACUGGAUACUAAGAGAACGAGGAAUCAGCGAGCGGGCAGAUCCAGAAGCAAAGACGAUUAUGCCGCCGAUCGGAAAACUCCGACGGGAUGGCCAAUCCCGACGGAGCUUUCUGAGCGGCAGGGAGGGAGGGAGGGAGGGACAGAAACACUCAUCUUUAUCCGCGCGGGUCCCGGGCGUCGUCGUAACUCAAAGCGCUGUGCAACAAGGGGGUCAGAACGAUCCGGAUGAGAGCAGAGGUAGGUAGGACGGUAUGAUCGAUCCCCGGCACCGGUUCCAAGAAGCGGCAUCGAGAUGGCCAGUCUCUCCGCUCC